This is a messenger RNA of Elaeis guineensis (African oil palm), 1218 nucleotides long. Its product is annotated as protein TIC 20-v, chloroplastic. NCBI's taxonomy places the organism in Eukaryota, Viridiplantae, Streptophyta, Magnoliopsida, Arecales, Arecaceae. The record is from RefSeq and is a predicted model, not a curated record.
ACAUUGAGCUGACCCGGAUGAACAAAAGAUUGCGGAGUCGUCGGUUAGGUAAGCCUGGACACUCUCCAUCCGGGCAGCAAUAGAUCGCGGCGUUUUGGCCUCCUAUCCCAGUUCCCACCCUAUCCGGCGAUCGAUAUCGCAGCUACAGAGAUCGUGAGAGAGAGCAUGGCUUCUUCUCUCCUCUCCUUAUCCCUUCUUAGCCCUCUCCCCUCUUCCUUCUCACCUAAAACCCUCUCCCAACCCCACCUCCUCCUCCGCCGCCAGCCGCGCCUCGCCGUCGCGUCUCGGGCCAAGAACGGUAACUCCGGCGCCGACCCCGCCGACCGCCUCCUCGCCGCCGCCUGCUACCUCUACCCCUUCCUUGACGGUGUCCAGUACGGCCGCUACGUCCUGACCCAGUUCCCGGCAUUCCAGGUCCUCCUUCAGCCCCUCCUCCCUGCCAUCCACCUCUUCCGCGCCUCCCCCCUCAACGGCUUCCUCCUCUUCCUCACCCUCUACUUCGCCAUCGUCCGCAAUCCGUCCGCCUUCAGCCACUACGUCCGCUUCAACACCAUGCAGGCCAUUGUCCUCGACGUCCUCCUCAUCUUCCCCGAUCUCCUCGAGCGCACCUUCAACCUCCGGGAAGGCCUUGGCUUUGAACUACUUCAGAGCGUCGACAGCACCGUCUUCUUCUUCCUCCUGGUCUCCUUGGUCUACGGAUCGACUUCCUGCCUCCUGGGCCACAUCCCCAGGUUGCCAAUCGUCGCCGAGGCUGCCGAGCGGCAGGUCAUGUGAGUUUCCCGCUGCCCUCCUCUCUUCUAGCUGCUCCGGUUAGGAAAGGUUCGAUCUUGAACGCUUUUUUGGACCUCUAAUUGGUGGCUUGGGUCGAUACUUGAUAAUGGUGGGAAAUUGGAGGGAGAGCAAUUUCAUUUUGCCUCUUGAUGAACCCUCCCCCCAAAAAUGUUGCUUCGCGAUGAGAUUGGGUGGAAUUGAGAGACGGGUUGGGUUGUUUUGUCGAUUCUUGUUGUAUUGCUGCUGGUUUAUCAAUCCCAUACUCUAAACUGAAAAUUCAGCUCUUUUGUUCUAUAGGGAUGGGGAAAUCCCUUCUCCUUGCUAAUAGUAGUGAUAAAUUGGGGAGAGUUGGCACUUCUGCCAGGUUGAGAUGGAUGAGGUUUGGAAGAUCUGUGUCUUUGUUGGUUGCUCGUUCUUACAUGCCAUUUCUAGUUUUUAGUUCUGGGA